Molecule: messenger RNA, 687 nt
Organism: Aphanomyces astaci
Lineage: Eukaryota; Oomycota; Saprolegniomycetes; Saprolegniales; Verrucalvaceae
Exons: 1
Coding region: 1-687 (228 amino acids)
Source: RefSeq, a predicted model, not a curated record
AUGGGACACGUCACUCCCAUCUUAUCUCGUCUGCAGCCACUGCUUCCGCCUCCACGCACAUCAAUCCUCACGCAACCUAUGCACAGACGCACGAGUCCACUGCCCACUCACACGGGUCCCACUAUCACGCGAUCUGCCCCCUCAACUGCAAAGUCCAUGCCUACUCCUGCCUCAGCACCUGACCCACGUCCUUCAUCUGCUGCACUACCACCAAACCAGAAGCGGCCCUGCGUCACGCUCUGGACCACCACAUACCACCCCCACACCAACUGCCAAAGCCCCAGUCACGACACAUUACACGGCCCACUUGUCCCCACCACCUGGAUAUCCCACUCCCUACUCCCAUCCCAUCAGAUCCACCCAAUCCCCCAUUGGGCAGAAAAGCCCGCACCAACCAACGGAUACAUACCCACUGGGUACUCAACACUCGGCAUCGUCCACAAUGCAGUAUGCUGGGCCCAAACUCGUCCAACUGUGCCCAACCCCACCGAGCGCACCAUCCAAACAACUAUUGAGGACACACUAACCUCACUGGCCCCAACACCACCUGGACAGGCCCACAUCCAUCCCACCCCCCACACUGGGCCUCGUACCCGCCCACCGCGGCCACCUGUCAAACACCACCACUUAGACAUUGAACCAGACCUUGACUUUUCAUACCCCUCUUUUCGCCUCCCGCCGACAUAG